AUGAAAAAUAAAGGAACUCGUGAAGUGUUAAGAGUUUUACAAAAGUUUGUAGCAGAACAUAACCCAAGUACUUUAACAUCAGACCAAGACAGUGCAUACCUCAGCAAUGAAAUCACAGAAUUUCUCAUUAAGCAUAACAUAACUCACUACACUACUGAAGACCAUAACCAUAACAUACUCGGCAUCAUAAACCGCUUCAUAAGGACUCUCAGAGAUUUAAAUCAAGAGCGAGACUUUACCGAAGAAACAAUGAAACAUUUUCUCGAAGUAUAUAAUUCCUCAACACAUUCUACAACAGGACAUACACCAAAUUCAAUGACACAACAACAAGAAGAAAAGUAUAUACAAAAGAAACGAAGCCAAACACAAAAUAUCAGAAAUUCAACACAAUUUACCCUCAUUCCUGGUACAAAAGUUCGUGUAGUUCUUGACGACAAACCGUUGACAAAGAAACGUUUAAGGUUAAGUAGAAAUUAUUAUAUCGUAGACUCUACACAAGGUAAUGGAUAUCUUAUAAAAGCUGCUGACGACUCCAUAGCAUUUUACCCUCGACAUAAGUUAGUCGAAAGUAGUAAUGGCAAACUUGCUGAAACCAUUGACGAAGCAAAGCGAGGAGUGGUUAUUGAAAUACUUGGCUACAACAUAAACGAUGACACUUAUAAAGUAAGAUAUGAAGGAGGUGUUGAAGAUGUUAUACCAUCUAAGAACUUGAGAGAGUCAAAGCCAACUCAUCUGGGACCAUUAGAGCGGGAGUAUUGGAAAGACAAAAACAUGCCAGAAAGAAUAAGAAAAUUCUUCUAA
This is a messenger RNA of Trichomonas vaginalis G3, 801 nucleotides long. RefSeq names its product integrase core domain containing protein family. Gene Ontology annotation, biological process: DNA integration. The coding region runs from base 1 to 801 and encodes 266 amino acids. The record is from RefSeq and is a predicted model, not a curated record. NCBI's taxonomy places the organism in Eukaryota, Parabasalia, Trichomonadida, Trichomonadidae. The transcript has a single exon. Gene Ontology annotation, molecular function: nucleic acid binding.